Molecule: messenger RNA, 2247 nt
Organism: Symsagittifera roscoffensis
Lineage: Eukaryota; Metazoa; Xenacoelomorpha; Acoela; Convolutidae
Product: exostosin-1-like
Exons: 10
Coding region: 17-2215 (732 amino acids)
Cellular component (GO): membrane
Molecular function (GO): glycosyltransferase activity
Source: RefSeq, a predicted model, not a curated record
AUCGAAUGUCUCCAAAAUGAAAACUGUUACGCGGUACUCAUUAAUCUGCUGCUUUAUUCUAUCUUUUUUUCUACUUCUGUUCGUUCAAAGGUUAUUCCUCAGAAUUAUUCGACCUGAGUUUGACAAAAAAUCUUCCUGCAAUUCAGAUAUAAACCAAAACCCAGAAUUUCCACCAUUAAUUGAAGACAUUAAGCCCUCAUUAGAUCCAAAAAAUUGCACUAUUUCCCAAUGUAUGUCCAGAAAUUAUUGCCAAACGCUAACAUUAUCCAUGAAAAAAUUCAGCACCGCUGCCAAAUUUCAUACAGUUCAAUUCGGUUAUUUACUUCAAGCCUUGAAACAUUUACCUUUCUAUGUUGAUUAUUCCGAGUCUGAGCGUAAAAUUGACGAUGUUUCGAACUCGUGUUUCACAAUGUUUAAUAUUGAUGUGUUGGACCGAGAUAUUUUGAACCCGAAAACAAUAGCAACGAUUCCUGAUUUCUCAUUGGCUGCCAAAUUCAUGAAGAACAAUGAGGGUAGGACGAAUUUCGUGUUUUUCAAUGCGUUCUCCGGAACAGUUCCUGAUUACUCGGAAGAAGUGGACUUCGAUGUGCAGAAAGGGAUUCUUGUGAAGAGCAGUGUGUCUUACAAGAGCAUUCGAUUUGGCUACGAUCUGGCCUAUCCUCUGGUAAACUUAAUGCAGAUUGAUUUGUUGCCCAAGAUGCCCAUCCAGUUUCGAUCAUCGUCUCAAGAUCAUUACUUGGCCACAUUCAAGGGCAAGCGAUACGUGCAUGGUGUAGGGAGUGAGACGAGAGACAUCCUGCCUGUGAUAUCUAACCAGAAGGACAUAGUGUCAGUGGUGACAUGUGAACACAAUGGGGAGGAGUGGAAGAGACAUCUCAGUUCGAUUGAGUUGUACCAGUGUGAGGCGAGCAGCAGAGAGUACAACAGACCAGAGUACGACUACAACACCCUCAUGCUUAAUUCCACCUUCUGUUUUGUGCCCAGAGGCAGACGGGCUGACUCAUUCCGUCUGCUGGAAGUGAUGAGAUCUGGAUGUAUUCCAGUUGUCAUGUCCAAUAAUCAAGUGUUGCCAUUUAAUGAAGUUAUAGAGUGGGAGAAGAUUGCAGUUAUUGCAGAUGAGAGAUUAGUCACGCUGAUUCCCUCCCACCUGCGCAACAUGAGGAGUGAGGAGGUGAUUGAGAUGAAGAGACAAGUCCACUUCAUGUACCAUUCUUACUUCUCAUCUGUAGACACCAUACUCAGAGCCACGUUCAAGAUUCUGUACGACAGAUUGAAACCCAACCCCCUCCCAAAGUGGGUCUGGAACAGCUAUCCAGGUGCUCUUUUUGUCGACCUCAACUACUCGACAAACUAUGUCGACUUCCCAUUUUGGAGACACAGUUUAAAUGAUAUUUCAUCUGGAUCAGACGCCAAUUCGGAAUUGAGAUAUUCGAUUGUGGUUUGGAGUGGUGAAAACGAAAGCGGAAAUGAAUUGACUAAGUGUUCCCGUAUUGUUGAAGCUGUUUCGAAAGACAAGAAAGCUCAUAAUGUAAUCCUCGCUAUUUCGAAACCAGUCUUAAGCCUGAAAAAGAUGCAGACAGAUUGGCUGCCUUCAAAUGUGCAAUUGAAAAGCGUGCAAUCAGUCUAUGAUUUGGACCUCGUAGCUCCAUCGGACGCGCCCUUUGUGAUAAUGCUGGAUUGCAGUCAUGGCGAGGAAUUAUCUCCUGAACAGAUUGAGUUGCUAAUUGAAGUUGCUUCGCAUUAUCCUGACAGGCUGAUUGGCUUUCAAAUGAGCAACCACUAUCUCUCGUCUGCUCUGAAGAAUGAAUACACAGUGGUGAAAGAGACAGAAGACUAUUAUACUAUGGUCAAUCUAACCAUGGCCAUACAUCACAAGUACUACUAUCAUCUUCUCAGAACUUAUUUUAACUCGACAAUCACAGCUGAAAUGAGAAACAAACCACAGUGCAAUUCAGUCAUCAUGAACAUGUUAGUCGGUCACGUGACUCAAACCCCAUCAAUUGGGGUCAAAAUGAACAAAAACAAACAACCGGAAGAAAUGGAGGUCGAAAAUAGAGACGAUGAUCAGAAUAUAGAUGAGAAGAUUGAUGAAUCAGAGAGUGAAUCGAAAUCGAAAGAAACGAUACUGUCGAUAGAGACUGACUGUUUGAACUGGUUUAGAAACGUGAUCGGAUAUGUUCCUUUAAAAGGCUCAAAUGCAAUUGUGCAAGUAUAGAUAGAUUUUUUUAGAGUUAGUUUUGUAUUUUU